This is a messenger RNA of Anopheles gambiae (African malaria mosquito), 8265 nucleotides long. It is a transcript of the gene brp, whose product is annotated as plectin. Gene Ontology annotation, cellular component: extracellular region; cytoskeleton of presynaptic active zone. Lineage: Eukaryota; Metazoa; Arthropoda; Insecta; Diptera; Culicidae. Bases 1395 to 6707 code for a protein of 1770 amino acids. Gene Ontology annotation, molecular function: structural constituent of presynaptic active zone; signaling receptor binding. The transcript is spliced from 23 exons. The record is from RefSeq and is a predicted model, not a curated record. Gene Ontology annotation, biological process: multicellular organism development; maintenance of presynaptic active zone structure; neuromuscular synaptic transmission.
AAAAACCGGUUUUCUAUACAAACGCAUGCCUUUCAAUUAAACUGUCAGCCAACUAUCGAGCGUUCAACUAAAAAGCAUGCUAACUAAAAAGCUCUUAUACUAUACUCUUAUUUAUAAUGACCAUAGGAAACAUAAAUAACAUUUUUGAAAUAAUUGAAAUGAGCGAAUAUGAGCAAAAAAAAAACCGUUUAAAAAUGACGGGUAAAAGCAAUGGGGUCAUAUCUAUACACCAGCACUACCCAAAAGCUGAACCUUUCGGCAAGAAACCUUGUGAAGCUUUAGACAGAAUGUUUUAUGUCAUGAGCUUGUCGAGCGUUUGAAAGAUUGCAGACUUAUGUCACACGACCAUCACACCAAUAUAUGUGCAAAGUACUAUUAUAGCAGAAGGGCAUGCGCAGACUAGAUUGCAAUGAGCAGCACUUUUUCAUUGAUUCUUUUCCUACCAGUUUUGUAGCGCGAAGUCAAAGAUUUAGAGUGGUCGAAAUAUAGGACCUGGAAAACGGCAUAUCAAAGUGGUGUUGCUUGAGUGUAGGCACAUUUGCAGACGUUUAGGUUUCACGGCUCUGUAAUGUACCUUAACAGGUUGUAAAUGUUGCGUAUAAAAAUAUGAAAAAUUAAAUGUUGCGUUAUGCGUGAGGCACAACUCCAUAUUUGUCGUACGUGUGUCCGUGUCCAAUGGCAUGCCCAUUAGGUUAACUGUAAGCGAGAAAAGUUACAGCUUAAAGAAAGCAUUGCGUGCAAUCUUUGUGCUAAUAAUGUUCAUGGUAAUGUGAAAAGCAGUGUGUUUAGUAACGAGUACAAAAUCAGUGGUGGUCUCUGCUUACCGAAUGCACCACUCGGUAAUGGUGCUGACGAGCAUGAUAACAGGUCAAAAAUGUUAGCAAGAUAAGCAUGCCGCUUGCUGCUCCAGUUAUUUUUUCCUCACCGCGAACCGUAGUGCACCACCCUGGCUCUUGCCGCCAUUUCGUUUUUCAAUCCAAUUGACAAGCAAUCUUUGGAGCAUGUGUAUGCAAGAGAGCUGAAGGAAUAUAAAUCGGGUCGUACAGAAAGUGAAUAGCAUUCGUAUUCGUGUGCCGUUACUCAAUGGGAUAAAGUGUCACAAUACAUACUAAGUUAAUUUUCCAACAGCAUAUUGUUGGAUCUAUUCAGUUAUAUUCGCAUACUACAUUCUGCUGUGCUACAGUUUAUCUAAUCCUGAACCAAGUUGUUUGUUCCUACGUAAAUUUGAGCAUCGGCAAAAGUGUUUGUAAAGGUAAUUCACCGUGAUUCGCUUCAACCUGAAUCAACACCCAUACGAAAACAAAUCAAAAUAUCCACAAACCAAACCUAAAAAACAGUAGCCAAUUCUAGAGCCGCGGAAUAUAAUAUAGACCGCGAUUUAUUCGCGGCAUAUUAUGUCUCGCGAAGUCUACAGCACAGGUCAAACAAACUCAAACACUACCGGUACUAGAAGCCCUGGUCGAUCAACGAGACGAUUAACUGAACUGCCGACCGUUGACAAGUCGCCUUCACGAGACUACGGCGGAAUCCGAGGAAGACCUUUAGGGCCCAAUAUACACCAAUCACGCUCAGGAACUAAUUCUCCGCUAAACUACAGCUGGAAGUCUUAUCCACACCAUAAUUCAUUUACAGCCAUGGGUAGUCCAUAUUAUCGGGAUAUGGACGAGCCCAUCAGCCCUGCUGGUGGCCACCAUCGCAGCAGAAGUGCAACUCGAGCUCCCACGCACUCGUUGGAGUAUCCUCGCGAGCAAUUGAGAACUCGUUAUCAGUCAUUGGAUAGGGGUCUCGUUGAUCCACACGAUCGUGAAUUCAUACCGAUACGAGAACCACGGGAUCGUUCUCGUGAUCGGUCAUUGGAAAGGGGACUGUAUCUAGAAGAGGAACUCUAUGGCCGACCACCCAGGCAAGCAAUGCCGGAACGAGGGUAUCUAGGCGAUUUACAGGUUCAAAAUGGAGAGUUGCAACGCGAACUGGGAAAUCUAAAAAAAGAGCUCGAACUCACGAAUCAAAAGCUCGGAAGCUCAAUGCACAGCAUCAAAACAUUCUGGUCGCCCGAACUAAAGAAAGAGCGUGCUCUUCGAAAAGAGGAAAGUGCUAAAUACAGCCUGAUCAAUGAUCAGUUAAAAUUGCUUAACAGUGAAAAUCAGAAACAAGCAAUGCUGGUAAGGCAACUAGAAGAAGAGCUUAGAUUACGAAUGAGGGCACCGAAUAUAGAAAUGCAACAACAAAUGGAGGCUUUAUAUGCAGAAAAUGAACACCUCCAACGAGAAAUAUCAAUAUUGCGCGAUACUAUUAAGGAACUGGAACUGCGAAUAGAAACCCAAAAACAAACGCUUCAAGCAAGGGAUGAAAGUAUAAAAAAGUUAUUGGAAAUGCUUCAAAGUAAAGGAAUGGGUAAAGAAGAAGAGCGACAAAUGUUUCAACAAAUGCAAGCUCUUGCUCAGAAACAGCUGGAUGAUUUUCGUUUGGAAAUCACACGUCGUGAUCAAGAGAUUAUGGCAAUGGCUGCCAAAAUGAAGACUCUCGAAGAACAACAUCAGGAUUACCAACGUCAUAUUGCCGUUCUGAAAGAAUCACUAUGCGCCAAAGAAGAACAUUACAAUAUGUUGCAAUCAGAUGUCGAGGAACUCCGUAAUAGGUUAGAGGAAAAAAAUCGCAUGAUUGAAAAAAAAACUCAAGGCACAAUGCAUACUGUUCAGGAAAAGAAUCGUCUACAGACCGAACUCACCGAGCUGAAAGAACACAUGGAUAUUAAAGACAGGAAGAUAAACGUUCUUCAACGAAAAAUUGAUAAUUUAGAAGAUUUGCUUAAAGAGAAAGAUAACCAAGUCGACAUGGCACGAGCAAGGCUUAGUGCAAUGCAAGCCCAUCAUUGCAGUUCCGAAGGAGCUCUGACGAGUUUGGAGGAGGCUAUCGGCGAUAAGGAAAAACAGAUGCAACAACUGCGCGAUCAGCGUGAUCGAGCUGAAGCGGAAAAAAAAGAAGAACGAGAGUUGCAUGAACGAGAGCUGGCCGAAUUUAAGAUGAAGCUUCAUUCUCUUGAUAGCGAGGUAGAAAAGUUAACAACUCGCCUCCAUAGAGCUCUUGCAGAGAAAGAUCGUUUGGAAGCUAAAUUAGAGAGCUCGCAAAGCGAACUCGGCAAGUCGAAGGCAGAGCUAGAACAUAAAACGGCAAGCGAUGUGGGUCGCAGUGGAGCAGAUUGGGAUCACGCAAAACAACGGUUAUCUCGUUUAGAAUUGGAGAAUGAACGUUUACGUGCCGAAUUAGAACGAUCACAGACUACUUUUGGCAGAUCAACGCUGACCACAUCACAAGAACUUGAUCGAGCCCAGGAACGGGCGGACAAAACCACAAACGAACUGCGGCGCACGCAAGCUGAGCUACGAGUGACACAAGAACAUACGGUACACGAUUUUACUGACGCUGAACGAUCAAGAGCGGAAGCUGCCGCCUUACAAGAGAAAUUAGAGAAGAGUCAAGGCGAAGUCUAUAGACUCAAGGCUAAGCUUGAAAACGCACAAGGUGAACAGGAAAGCUUGAAACAGGAAAUGGAAAGAGGCCAGGCUGGUAUACAACGAAUUGUUAGUGAAAGAGAUAAGGCGUACGCAGAGCUCGAAAAAAUACGCGAAGAACUAGAACGUACACAGGCUACUCUCGGCAAAUCGCAGCUUACCCAAGAGAAACUACAGAAUUCUCUCGACAAAGCACAAAAUGAAAUUGAUCAUUUGCAGGAGAAAUUAGAUAAGAGCGGUGGAGAAACCCGCAGGUUGCAACUCGAAAAAGAGAAAAUCAAUUAUGAAUUUGAAAAUAUUCAGUCGCAGUUAGACAAAUCUUUGGGCCAAGCUUCACGUAUUCAAAAAGAGAAAGAAGCCGCACAAAUGGACCUCGAUCGCUAUCGAGACAAGGCGGAUAAAUUACAGUCAUCCCUUGCUCGUUUGCAAAAGGAACGCGAUGUGCUUAGUGAUGAAUUAGAAAAAUUGAAGGAAAAAUCCGAAUCUACUCAGAGUACAGCACUCAAAUACCAACGAGAACGCGAUGCUAUACAGACAGAACUUGAGGUAGUAAAAGAACGCUGGGAAAAAGCACAUCAGGUACACCAAAAGCUUCAGAUGGAACGAGAUGAUGCAACUACCGAGAUCGAUAUAUUAAAAGAGAAGCUUGAUAAAGCACUGUAUGCUAGUCAAAAGUUGAUUGAUGAGAAAGACACUUCCACUAAAGAGUUUGAGAAGAUGCUUGAGAAGUAUGAUCGUGCCCAAAAUGAAAUCUAUCGACUACAGUCACGAGUCGACACGGCCGAAGCUGACCGCAAUCGUUUAGAGGUAGAAGCUGAACGUUCUGCACUGGCAGCAGCUAAAGCACGGGAAGACUUACGUAAAAUCCAAGAGGAAACUACGCGGCUCCAGGAAGCAUGCGACCGUGCAGCAAUGCAGCUGGGUCGCUCGAAAGAACUCGAAGAUAAGGCAAAGGAGGAUGUAGAUAUGAUUCGCGAGAGGCUUGAUAAAUGUCAAACUGAUUUGCGUCGAGCACAAUCAGAAAAGGACAAUCAACAGGCAGAAAUUGAGCGGCUAACCUAUGAACUAGAUCGUUCGCACAAUCUGUACACUAAACAAACGGCUUCGCUUGACUCGGCUCAGGAAGAAAUAGCACGCUAUGGACUGGAGAUCGAAAAGAUGCGUGAGCGCUAUGAAAAGACGGCAGCAGAACUGCGACGCUUACAAGAGAAUGAAUCCUUCUCACGUGAAGCCCGGCGUAUGAAGGAUGAAAAUGACCGAUUGCGGGAAAAGUACGACAAGGUUAUCGUGGAGCUAGAAAACUUCAGAGGCAAAUCGCAAUAUGAACAGGAGACGUUCGAUAAAAUGAAAGAGAAGUUUGAGACACGAGAAAAUGAAUUCCAAACCAUGGAGCUAAAGUUACACGAAACCAGCCUACAACUCGAUCUGGCUAGAGCAGAAGUAACUAAGCUUAUCUCAAAUCAAGAUAAACAGCGAGCCGAUGCAGAACGUGCUCACAUUGAAUAUGAAAAAAUACGAGACAAGCAUGAGAAACUCAUCAAGGAAGUCGAGCGAUUGCGGCAGAAUCCGCAAUCUGCUAUCAGCCCCGGAGCGUUGGCCGCUACCAGUACAGUAAGCUUAGCAGACAAAAACGAACUAGACCGUUUGCGCGAUCGGCUUGAAAAGGCGCUGCAAAGCCGAGACGCCACCGAGAUGGAGGCAGGACGUUUGGCAAAGGAACUAGAAAAGGCACAGCUACAUCUGACGAAACAACAAGAAGUCUAUGAAGCGACACGUAUUGAGUUUGAGCGUAUGUCUGCUGAACUGACACGUGUGCUCGAGCGGCUGGAAAAAUCUGAAGCCGAAAAGGAAACCCUUCGCCAAUCUACUAAGAUCUAUGAAAAACAUCACCAGCAACAUGCCAGUAACCACCAUAUAGAGCAAAGUCUCAUGAAACUCGAGGCUGAUAACAAACAGCUGAUGGCCGAACGCGAUCAACUAGUGAUGCAGCUGGAAAAGAGCCAGGAUAUGUUAAUGAGUUUCCAGCAGGAGCUUAACGCAGCUGAAGUGGAACUGCAGCGUCAAUGUGAAGAAAAUCGCCGGCUUAAGAGCUCUCCUCAACAGCCAGGAAGCGCUCCUGCUGCACCUCAACAAGGCCAAGCUGCGGCCCAGGAAAUACAGAACUACAAGAAGGAAAUUACAAAGCUGAAACAAAUGCUUCAGGAAACGGGGGCUCGUGGAGAUAAUGAGCUCGAACAGUGGCGUAAAGUUGUGGAGCAGGAGAAAAAUCGAGCAGAUCAAGCAGAAAAGGCGGCCAUUGAAUUACAGAAGCGAAUGCAGGUAAUGGAGCAACAGUUGAAGCAACAACUCUUACAAAUGACCAAUAUGCAGAAACAAUUGCAACAACAAUCAACACAACAACAACCACCACAGCAAUCGCCGUCAAAUAAAAAGGAGCUAGAAAAAUUACAAGAAGAUCUUAAAACAGCUGCUGCACAACGCGAUCAAUUCCAAAAUCAGUUGGAGUUACUGGUGCAGGAAUUAGAAAAGAGCCAAACAGAGGCUUUGGAAGCGACCAAAAAGACUCAACAGCAACAACAGCAGGUUGGUCAGCUACAGCAACAAAUACAGCAGAUGCAACAACAACUGCAACAAGCAACGCAGGCAGCUAAUCAGAAGGUAGCUCAAAAUGCAGGCGUAAGUGAGGCGGAGCGUAAGCAACUAGAAGCACAAAUGAAACAAAUCGAAGACGCAACUCGACUGUUGGAGAGCGAAAGAAAAACGUUUGAAGAUCAGCGCAAAGCUAUCGAAAACAAGCGCAAAGAGCUGGAAGACAAAGAAAAAAAUCUUAUUGAGUUUGACAAACAACUUAAGAAACGCAAAGAACAAAUGGACCAACUAGAAAAAUCAUUACAAAAGGCCGGCGGAACUGCUGCUGCUGCUGGAGAAUUGAAUAAACAGUUAACAGAAACCCAGCAGAUGCUAGAUAAAGCAUCAAAGGAACUAGAGGAUGCAAAAGAAGAAGCCAAGCGAUCUGCUGCUGAAACGGAACGACUCCUCCAGUUGGUGCAAAUGACACAAGAAGAACAGAAUCAGAAAGAAAAAACAAUAAUGGAUUUGCAGCAGGCCUUAAAAAAUGCUCAAGCAAAAUUGAAAACAGCACAAGCACAGCCACAAGAUGCGGGACCAGCAGGUUUCCUCAAGAGCUUCUUCUAAAAUGGGUUUGCUUUUUUGGAUUAGUGAUUGGUGUACUUUAAUUUUUAUUACACCAAUAACUGGGUCUUACUUAAAUGCGACUAGAAACAAAAAACAACUACAAUAUCGUAAUGAGAGUACAACUAUUAGUAGUAAUUUCUUUAAGAGAACCUGAAUGGGUUGCUGCUAGCUUCAAUUGAGAAUGGUAAGUAGUUUUACAACCUUAUGGUUGGUAAAUUAUUUGUUAUGUUGAAUUCACUAAAUGUGAUUUCGUAAACAAACUGUACAGUAAGAAUGGUCGGAGAACAACCAACAUAGAAACAUAUGUAACGCUGGUUCUGUUAUCGUUACGCGUUUUGGUAAAAUCUAAAGCCAUGUAACAAAUAAUUUGGAAUACAAAUCCCAUCCAUACGUUAAACAUCAAUGACAACAACCAAAAUAGACAUUUUUGUUAAAUCUUAGUAGUUCUGUUAAAUCUUGGCUAGUAUCUAAGCCACUUCUCCCACUUUAUCAUAAGCAAUAAUUCUGUAAAGUAUCCAGACAGCCAAAUUAAGGGUUGAUUGAACUAGGAGAUUAAACAAUAAAACGCAAGUAGCGAUCACUAAAAUAUAUUUAGCAAACCAGAUGAACACUUGCUGCCAUUUAUUAUUAUAUAAAAUAAAACAAGAACCCUUUGCAAGAGUGAUUUUUGACAACCAAAAAAUAUCAUGUGCAAUAUUAUUACUCUUCAUCAAUAGACCAUGGAUGAGAAAUGAAGAGCAAUUUCAAAUUACGAUACGACACAGCGCUGUUGAGUUGCGAACCAGCUAAAAAGAAGUUUACACUUCCUAACUAUCGUUACAGAGAAUCACAUUUGAAUGAAGCAGUACUUAGUUUAAUGAUCCUAGCAUAGAGAGAAACUACACUCUUGUAAGCAAAAUCAUGAGCGACCAGUUCUGAGCCACCGUAAAUGUUUAAUAUGUAUUAUCAAAUUACAUGGCAGUAAAAUACAAAUCAAUUAGUUAUGUAAUAUUCUACGCACCUAUGUAUUGUACGAUACAUUAAAUAAGAAACAAAGCAUGUAAACAAAAACUACACACAAAAUCACACACAAUAGACAAUAAUAGAAUUCAAAGGCAAGUGUGUAAUCGCUAUUUGUACCGCAUCGCAUUCGCUCGACAUUGUCGGUCCAACAAAAUCGUGCACUAUACCUAUUGUUUUACUGUGUCCAAUUAAUAAUACCCUUCAGCUUCAGACGAAGUAAAACUAUCUAACGCUUUCUAGAAAAUCAGGACCAAAUCGUUAGUAGGUCUUGUACACUGCUAAAAAACAAACAUAUGCACGAUAUUAAAUCUAUAACUGAUAUUAUACGCUACCACUAUCUGUAACAAAAUCGAUGGUUAGUAUACAAUAGUCUACUGUUUUUUUUAUAUUGUAUUUUAAUUAUAAAUAUUGUGCGUAGAACUAGUUUCAAGUUUUUCUUUCUGGGCAUUUCAAUAAUCGAAACGGUUCUAAAAUGCAGAGUUUGUGUUCGAUCGUUAUGGUAAAACUUAUCGUAAAAGUUAAAGGUAGUAGUGAAUAAAAUUAUUUAAACACUUUA